This is a messenger RNA of Phlebotomus papatasi, 3819 nucleotides long. Its product is annotated as zinc finger protein 62 homolog. The transcript is spliced from 10 exons. Gene Ontology annotation, cellular component: nucleus. The record is from RefSeq and is a predicted model, not a curated record. Lineage: Eukaryota; Metazoa; Arthropoda; Insecta; Diptera; Psychodidae. The coding region runs from base 112 to 3783 and encodes 1223 amino acids.
AAAGCGAUUUGUCAACAAAAAAGUUCUGAGAAGGCUUUGGCUUUUCAAGGAAAUGUUGAAAAAUUAAAGAAGUUUUUAGUGAUAGUGCCUCAUUUUUUUUUAAGCUUAAACAUGGACAUUGAAAGUCAACAAGACAAGGAAGAUGAUUUCUUUGAGUACAGCAUUGUAAAAGAAGAAUGGACUAUCCAGGAAGGGACCGAACAAUUUCCAGAUGACAAUAAGAAUUUAUUAGAAGAUAUUAAGGAAACAGAAGAAGUACCGUAUCUGAUAACAGAACUUGGUGAGGAGACAAACUUAGUGGAAUAUCAGAGAGCACUUGUGGAUGAUCAUUUUUCGAGAAGUAUCACUGAAAAACACAAAUGCAACAUUUGUGGCAAGACAUUCUUGAUCUUCAGCGAUCUUCAAGCCCAUUUGCGUAAUCAUGAUUCGUUACUGCGAACCUUUCAAUGUCUUGAAUGUCAAGAGACUUUCACUAGCAGACACAGCCUACAUGAUCAUGUUCAAGAAAUUCACUCCAAAGAUAUACUACCAUGUCCCAUUUGUGGAAAAUUUUUCAGAGGAAAGAAAUUACUUAAUAACCACAUCAAGAGACAUGACACUCAGUAUACUUGUGGAAUCUGUGGCAAAGCGUUCUGGAGUUCUAUUUCAGUUCAGUUUCAUAUUAAACGAGAACAUAGGGUGCAUAAUAAGGAAGAUACUACAACGAGUAGUGAUUUAACUGAGGUUAAAUGUUUAUACUGUGAUAAGGAUUUUCUUAAAAGUGACCUAAAAUACCAUGUGUGGGAGUUACACACAGGACUUCCAGUAAAUAUAAGUGACGGCCCUAUUUCACCAAAAUUUUGCUCAGUGGUAUUGCCGCAAAUGAAUCUGGUGAAUUUUAUAAAGAAACGUAUUCCUAAACCACCUUUAGGGAAAAUCUGGCGCUGUCCAAUUUGCAGGCAUACAUUUUCAGAUCAAGAAACUUUAAAAACCCAUGCUAUGACAAUUCAUAGUCAUAUAAUUAUUUUUCCAAAAUCUCUAAAUACGAAAACGAAAAAUCAAGGCACUUUUGCCUGCAAGAUAUGUAAAAGAAUGUUUAUCAAACAGAAAUACCUUCAAACGCACGUGAGAAAUAUUCAUGCAAUUGAAAAGGAUUACCAGUGUGCUCACUGUCCAAAGGCUUUCUCAUUCAGGUAUCAGAUUGUGAGACAUUUAAGGGAUGUUCACUCAUCUAGAGAACUACCAUGUGAUCGCUGUGACAAGGCCUUCAAAUCACUUGAAGGACUAAACCGACAUAUUGCGAGGCACGAAAAGAAACCAUUCCAUUGCAAUCAAUGUAAAACUUGUAAGAGUACUUUCAGCCAAAGAUGGAAGUACGAGUUACAUUUACUUGAACAUAAGAAAUUAUUAAUGAAAUCUGUGAAACCUGAGCCUCCGAAAUCUUUUAUCAUUGUCGACAUGAGAACACCAGAAAUUUUACCACAAUUCACAGUACUUUCAUCCCCAAACCUAAAUGAGAUCCCUAAUAAUACGAUAAAUUCCGAAACACGGACUUACUACGCAUAUCCAACAAUAUCCAACAACAAUCCAACAAUCCCUGCAAUUCCGAAUACACUACCGAAGUUUGAUAUUCCAGUUUCAGUACAGUGCGAUAAACCUUCACAACCGUCUAAAGUAGCAACAUUCGGAAAAAGUAUACAAAUAAAGCCAAUUCAGGGCUUUAAAUGCCCGAUAUGCGGAAAAGUAUACGUUGAGAAACAGGAGAUUGUUGACCAUGUCAUGUAUCAGCACAGUGGAAUCACAAGAAAAUAUAAAAGAAAGAAAUCUACUAAGACUACCAAAACCACCAAAACUGAUAUUAUUGAAAUGGUAACAAUGAGAAACUACGUAAGAAAGACAAAUCGAUUGCCCGUUCCGGAAAACCUCGUGCGUAAAGCACUGGAGGAUAUCAUCAGUGGCAAAAAGAGUUUUCGCCAAGCUGCUGCAUUUUACAAUCUUAAAGCAUCCACUCUCAGUUGGAGAUUUAGAAACUUGAAAUUCUACCAAAAUGAUACUAGCCAAAAUCUCACAAAUACGGGUCUUAGGCUCACAGGAAUGAACACAAAACAGUCCAGCCGUCAGGUGUUUACCAUGGAUCAAGAAAAGCUCCUGGCACAGCACCUAAUGAAAUGUUCUCAACUAUGCUAUGACCUCAAUAUGAGUCAGAUAAGAGAAUUUGCCUAUUCUUUUGCCGUUUCUUUGAAUCGCAAAGUUCCGGAGAGUUGGAUGAUAAAUCAGAGUGCAGGACAAGACUGGGCAAGGUCCUUCAUGAAUAGGCACAGAUACCUUCCUUUCGGAAAGCAUUCGAAUACAUCAAAUUCAGAAAGUUCAUCUCAAAGUCUUCCAGAUGAUUAUAACAUGGAUGCUUUCUACGAAAAUUUGGGAAUUAUUCAGAGCAACACAAACGCGGCGAAGGAAACAGAAACAGGAAAAGAUGAGGUUUUCUUAGAUUAUAGCAUCGUCAAAGAGGAAUACUCUGUGCAGGAAGAUGCUCCAGAUUCAUCCACAAAUCAGAAAACUCUUGAGGAAACCCAUAGGGAAGCCCUUCAAUUCGUGAUUAAUGAAUUGGAAAAGAAGAAUCAUAAAUGUUCUGAGUGUGAUCAAGAAUUUUGUUACAUGUCAGACCUCAAGAGGCACUCUGUCGUGCAUACAUCAGAUAAAUUGCACUGUCCUCACUGUCCAAGAGCAUUUGUGCACCAAAUGAGCUUGAAGAAGCAUUUAGUCAGUCAUUCAGCUGCUCAAGAACCUCAGCCAUGUCGUAUUUGUGGCAAAAUGUUCAGCACUAGUCAAUCUCUGAGGGCACAUGUUGAAAGACAUUCACUGGACAAGAAGUACGAAUGUGAGAAAUGUGGAAAGAAAUUUACAGAUAAGCAAGAUUUGAAGAGACACAUCCAGAGAAUCCAUCAUGGAAGAAACUCAUCAAAGCUCUCAGGAAAGACUUUCACAUGCCAUUGUGGCAAAACCUUCUACAACAAAACCCUCUAUGACAGGCAUAAGGUGACUCAUAGUGAGAUUAAGACCAUUCCCUGUCCCAUUUGCUCCAAUAAAUUCAAGAGUGUUCUACAUUUGCGAUCACAUUUGUUGGUCCACAGCGAUGAAAAACCAUUUCAGUGUCGCGUCUGUAAGAUGACUUUCAAGAAGAAAUCCAUUCUCAAGCAACAUGCUACUACCCACACAGGAUCUACGCCAAAUUGUCCCUAUUGCAGGAUUCCUUUGAGGAGUGCUGUUGGAGUUAAGAAGCACAUUGAGAUUUUCCAUCGAGGCCUUCCUGAGGACAUCCCUGACAACUUCUCAGCAAACAAUCCGAUAUCUUGCACUAUUUGCAGUAAAGUCUGCAAAAAUCUCGAAACCCUCAAGGCACACGUAAAGAUUCAUCCUGCAAAAAAAUCAAGUUCCUGCGAGAUUUGUGAAAAAGACUUCAUAGACGAUGAAGCACUAAAAAGGCACCAAAAGCUCAAACAUGAAAAUUCUUCCACUCCGUUAUUCUCUUGCGAUAUUUGUGGGAAGAAUUUCGUCAAGAAGUAUGGAUUGAUGAGGCACAUGGAGACACAUAAAAGCGAGAGACCACGGUUUUCUUGUAAAAUCUGUGGAAUUAAACAUGUUUCCAAGUACAAUCUGCAAAAGCACGAAUUAAUGCACAACAUCAAUGAAGAAAUCUUAGGAGAAGAUCACCAAGCAACCAAGAUUAAGAUUGAAGAUACAGAAAUGCCGACGGAGACUCAAGUUGAACUGGAAUCUAUCACAAUAAAAUCUGAGCCAGAGUAAAUCUUCACUGAAUUUUUUUGUAACUCGGAAAAAAGG